CUGUCUUUUGUCAUGUAGCAUAGCCACACAAUCUCUACCGGUUCCGGUUUAAAGGUUUUUGUUUGCUAGGAUUGGUCACUGUUACUCUUUUCCUUUUACUGCAACACAAGAACAAAACCAAGUAACGUGACUGGAUUAAUAAUAUCUAUCACGGAUUUUCCCUCUAUUGGGCACAGCAUUUAUUUAUCACGUCUCGUGAGGUGUUACAUGGCAAAGGAAUGGGACAGACUGUGAUUUUCAAGUUGAACACAACAAUACCACUUUGAGUGCAACACUGAAACAUUUACUGAGGACGAAGCGGUCGGAAGGCGUAUGUAACCUCAAGAAAAAAAAGAACCGAUUCGGCAAAGGCUUGACUAUGGGCUGUGUCAAGAGUAAAGAGGACAAGGGUCCUACACAGAAGUACCGACCAGAUCCCACCAAUCCCACCCCUGGGUCACACAUGGGUCUCUAUGGACCAGACCCCACUCAGAUGGGCCAGUCACCUGCCCUGAAGGGCCCCACCAACAACUACAACAGCCGCACGACUGGGCUCACCCCGUUUGGUGGCUCCUCCUCCGUCAUCACACCCUUCGGUGGAGCUGCCUCCUCUUCCUUCUCCACUGUUGCUGUGAGCAGUCCCUUCCCCGGUGCCGUCACAGGGGGUGUAACUUUCUUCGUGGCCUUAUACGAUUAUGAAGCCAGGACAUCAGAUGACCUCUCCUUCAAGAAAGGCGAUAGAUUUCAGAUCAUCAACAACACAGAGGGAGACUGGUGGGAGGCUCGCUCCAUCAACACGGGGCAGAAGGGCUACAUUCCCAGCAAUUACGUGGCCCCUGCAGACUCCAUCCAAGCGGAAGAAUGGUACUUUGGCAAAAUGGGUCGUAAAGAUGCUGAGCGACUGCUCCUGGUUCCCGGAAACCAGCGGGGCACUUUUUUGGUCCGAGAAAGUGAGACUACUAAAGGGGCUUACUCUCUCUCAAUACGGGACUGGGAUGAGAUGAAGGGAGACAACGUGAAACACUACAAAAUCCGAAAGCUUGACAACGGAGGCUAUUACAUCACCACAAGAGCUCAGUUUGACACUCUACAGAAACUGGUGAAGCAUUACACAGAGCAUGCAGAUGGGCUGUGCUACCGAUUGACCGCAGUGUGUCCGACGGUGAAGCCCCAGACUCAAGGUCUGGCUAAAGAUGCGUGGGAAAUCCCACGAGAGUCACUGCGUCUAGAGCUCAAGCUGGGUCAGGGCUGCUUCGGAGAGGUCUGGAUGGGUACAUGGAAUGGCACGACUAAAGUAGCUAUAAAGACACUGAAGCCGGGCACCAUGUCUCCUGAAGCCUUCCUGCAGGAGGCCCAGAUCAUGAAGAAGCUUCGGCAUGACAAGCUGGUGCCCCUGUAUGCUGUUGUGUCUGAGGAACCAAUUUACAUUGUCACUGAGUACAUGGGCAAAGGGAGUUUGCUGGACUUCUUGAAGGAGGGUGAGGGCAAGUACCUCAAGCUGCCCCAGCUGGUAGAUAUGGCUGCCCAGAUUGCAGAUGGCAUGGCCUUCAUCGAGAGGAUGAACUACAUCCACAGAGACCUGAGGGCUGCUAACAUCCUGGUGGGAGACAAUCUGGUCUGCAAAAUCGCUGACUUUGGCCUGGCUAGACUGAUUGAAGACAACGAAUACACUGCUAGACAAGGAGCCAAGUUUCCCAUUAAGUGGACUGCACCAGAAGCAGCGCUGUACGGCCGAUUCACCAUCAAAUCUGACGUCUGGUCCUUUGGUAUCCUGCUGACAGAGCUUGUGACCAAGGGCAGAGUGCCAUAUCCAGGCAUGGUGAACCGAGAGGUGUUGGAGCAGGUGGAGCGGGGCUACAGGAUGCCGUGUCCUCAGGGUUGCCCGGAGUCGCUGCACGAAAUGAUGCGGCUCUGCUGGAAGAAGGAGCCAGACGAGCGGCCCACUUUCGAAUACAUCCAGUCCUUCCUGGAGGACUACUUCACCGCCACUGAGCCACAGUACCAGCCCGGAGACAACCUGUAGAGACCUUCUACGGGACCCAGAGACUCACCACCACGUGCUAAUAAGCCACCGGGACGGUUCCCAAACCCAUUGUGGCACCUCCUCUCUACAGCUCCCCUGCACACUUGUCCUUACAGAGAUGUUUUUGUUUCUUUCGUUCUUUCCCCCAGAGUCAAACUUAAAAACUCGAUUAGUGCAUCUAAACUUGGCUUUCACUGCAGAUACAGGCUGUUCUCUGCCUGAGGAUGUGUGUGUGGCGGAGUUGACGAGGGUGUGUGUAUGAGCGGGUUUGGAGCGGGACCAUGUUACGCUCCCUGAGCUCUGCUGGGGUGAUUCCCUGCAUUGCAGACAGAGGGAGCUGUGAAACAAGUGAUGAGCUUAGUGCUGAUGGCUGGUUCACAGUUGCACAAAAUCAGCUUUCUCUUUUUUUAUCUAUUUUGUUUUUCCCUCCCUUUUGUCUGUUUUCUUUUUCACCUGAACACUAAAUCUUAUUGUCUUUUAUUAUUUUAAAGUUGUUCAUUUUUCUUUUUCCCCUUUUUUAAUUUUAUUUAGUAGUUUGAGUAGUUUAUUAAAAGUGACCAAUAACUGUGGUUGAAUCGGUUGGCGCUACCAGUGACCGUUAGUGCCAUUGCUGGGACGGGAAAGUGAAAGUCAAAGAAGGACAGAGAGAAUGAGACGCAUGAGGGCAUUAGCCGUUCUGAAUGUAUGGGCGCUUGAAUUUAAGACAUCAAUUACAGGGGCAGAAUUUGUUUUUCUCUAAAACACUUUUAUAACAAAUCAUGAUUUUUAAUAAGUACCUUCAUUUCAGUUUCAAUCAAUCUCUAUGAGAGCUUGAAAUCAUAUCCUGGGAGAUGAUUCAUAUUGGAAGGCCUUCACAAAACAUUUCUGACGACUGAUCGCCAUUUCAGCCAGCUGCUAAUUUUCAAGCAAACAGUCAUUAUUAUAAAUCGUAUUUUUGUCUCGAGGGUAAUUAAGCAGAGAGACUUUUGAUUAACAAAACACUAGACCUGACCAGUCCAAACAUCAUUCCUCAUGCUGCUGUUGAGACCUGACAGGUCGCAAUAUCACAACAGCAAUGCCGGAGUUGCUUGUUUUACGCACAUCAGCACCCACACUGCCAGGUUUGUGUUUUUUGUGCCAACACAUUUGUAGUGUUGCCAACCUCUUGGUACCAAUUCAUUGUUCUCUCAUGUACACUCCAAUAAAUGAACCACAUAGAUUUAUUGAUCUUUCACAGAUGAUUUCAUACAUAAAUAUUUCAGUAUAUUUCAAGAGAGCCAUGGUUUUGUCAUCUUGACAUACGAAUGUGAACUUGCUCAAAUUAUUUCACACAGAUGUUUGUUUUUGACCAGGAAUCCGAAUUACAAAGCCUUUUUAACUCCCAUGAUGUACCACUUUUGCUGCUGGUGGAGUUGUUACAGUUCCUGUUUAGGCAUCACUGUGAAAUAUUCAGGUACUACAGAUUGAGACCGUUUACCAACCAAAGUUUGAUGGAGUCAGUAAAAUUUGCCUUCCAUCCUGAGCGCAUUUAAAAAAAAAAGUAUGUGAUUGAUGUUUUCCUUGAUCUGUUAAAAUGGUACAAGUCUAACGGAGAGGGCAAAUUAGACAUCACUAUUACAGAUUCAGUCUUAAUGUUUGGUCAUGUACUGUCUGUAACGGGUUCAUUUCAUCCAUGACAAGGAAUUGAAUGCACUUGGGAUGAAUCAGACCGAUAUCUUUUGGAGGGCUAAUUUGUUGGUUUCUUCUCCCUUUUGUCAUGUAGCUUUUCAUAUAUCUAUAGAGAGAGGCCUUGCUUUUGUCCUUCCUGUACGUGAGCCCUUUGUCCUAGGGACUUUAUAGUCUCGUCCUGUAUCCAGGACAUCAACUAGACAUCUCUCCCAUCACCACCUCCUGUUUUACAAGGGCUACAGGCAAGUUUGUGCAAAACUCUGUUAUUGAUUUUUGUUCUUUGUGUCAAAAAAAGAAAGAAAAUACUCUAAUGUAAGGUGAGGGUCUCCGCUGCAGAGUUUGAUGAGGACGUUUGUUGUGAAACAAUGGUUACGAUUACUAAUCUGAAGAAUUUGUACAGUGAAAAAUAAAGUUUUACGUAAUGCUUUUAA
Onychostoma macrolepis is the source of this 4080-nucleotide messenger RNA. RefSeq names its product YES proto-oncogene 1, Src family tyrosine kinase (gene yes1). Gene Ontology annotation, molecular function: ATP binding; non-membrane spanning protein tyrosine kinase activity; signaling receptor binding. Lineage: Eukaryota; Metazoa; Chordata; Actinopteri; Cypriniformes; Cyprinidae. The transcript is spliced from 12 exons. Bases 359 to 2002 code for a protein of 547 amino acids. Gene Ontology annotation, cellular component: extrinsic component of cytoplasmic side of plasma membrane. Gene Ontology annotation, biological process: cell surface receptor protein tyrosine kinase signaling pathway; cell differentiation; protein phosphorylation. The record is from RefSeq and is a predicted model, not a curated record.